GUAUAUUAUAAACAGAAGAUCCUCGAGUAUGCAGCUUGAUUCAACCACAUAAAACCAUUCAAUUAGAGACCUACUUUACGCCGCUCAUUAGUAACAAGCAGUGAACUGUAUGUAAACAACUUAACACGUUGUAAAAUAGAAAACAGUUGUCAAACUAGAUUACUGAAGUAUUUCCAGCUAUCACUUCGAAAAUGUCGCGUGCAGCAGGAACUCUUAUUACCACAAAUAAUGCUACCUAUAUUUCUCCACGGUUUAUGCCCGGAUAUAGAGGUCACUGCCCUACAAUGAAGUAUGAUUUUGGAGAAACAUAUGGAAAUGCUACACAAAAAUAUUUUCAGGACUACCGAUCAGAAGUUUUGAAUAGUUCUAAAGAUCCCUAUUGUCGUGGUGGACAGUUUCCUACAUAUUACACACAUAAUCCUGAUCUGGUAAUCUCUAAUAGAAGUCGUAAUCGUGACAGAUGGCUGUUAGCUCCUAAAUACGAACUUUCUAAUGUUGAUCAUGAUAGAAGAGAUGAAUUAAGGAGAUUUGAUGAGCUUUCACAGAAACACAGAGAAUAUUAUACUGAUAAAACUGGAACACAGAAACCAGUGAAUUAUUUUCAACUACCAAAUAGUCCGAAUGAUGACUUUAAUACAAAAGUGGCUCUUAUGAUGGAACCAACAGACUUCCAUUUACCACCUAUAGAAACCUCAAAAUCGGAGAUAACCAAGCAGUCACAGCCAAGAACGAGUAACAGAGAUCGUGAAAUGAGAGAUUUUAUAUUUGAAGAGAGGUAAAACAAAAUGUAACAAAGUUGAGUUCAUAUUAAAAAUCAUGCCUGAUGUAUAUAGAUUGACCAACUAUACAGAAAACCUUUCCUUCCACUGUAAAGAGUUUUAAUUAGAUUUUUUUUUUGUUACAUUCAAGGUCAUUUAAGUUAUAAAAUUCUGUAAAUAUGAUGCCCCACUGGUUUAUGAAUAUACAUGAUUGUUAUUUUCUAUCUUAUUAUCUUUCUGUUUGUCUUGUCCAUGUUAAUUUCUCAUGUGAUUUAAGUCUUAGGCGGAAGAAGUCGAUUUCAAGAAAUGGAUUUGUUUUGUUUUAACACUAGUAUUAUAUGGUUCAUGAUGUGAUCAAUUGUUCAAAGUUUUAACUGUGAUAGAUGACUUGAUACCACAAUGUAUAUAAUAUUGAUCUUAUCUGCAAUUUAGUUUUUAAUAGAAAAAGUUUAACAGACCCAAGUUUGAUGAACUUAAUGGUAUUAGACUAUAUAUUUUAUUAUCUGGAAAGCAUUUAAUGUGAUCUUGUUUGAAUAUAGUAUACUGGGAUACAUGUGUUCAGUGUUUGUCAUCCAUAGAUUGUUUUAUAUAAUUAUGUCUGAAUAUUAUGUCUCAACUGUUAAUAAAUAUAAAAAACAA
Patella vulgata (common limpet) is the source of this 1397-nucleotide messenger RNA. Its product is annotated as protein FAM166C A. The record is from RefSeq and is a predicted model, not a curated record. Lineage: Eukaryota; Metazoa; Mollusca; Gastropoda; Patellidae. Bases 192 to 779 code for a protein of 195 amino acids. The transcript has 4 exons.